Molecule: messenger RNA, 1889 nt
Organism: Trifolium pratense (red clover)
Lineage: Eukaryota; Viridiplantae; Streptophyta; Magnoliopsida; Fabales; Fabaceae
Product: protein PHOSPHATE STARVATION RESPONSE 1-like
Exons: 7
Coding region: 348-1535 (395 amino acids)
Molecular function (GO): DNA binding; DNA-binding transcription factor activity
Source: RefSeq, a predicted model, not a curated record
AGCUUUAAUUAUUUUCCUUACAUUCUAACUACAGCUAGCUACUUCCAUUGCUUAAACACAAAUUAAAAGAAACCUUACCAAGUAGGGUUUUUCUCCCAUCAUCAUAAAUUACAUUUGGAUCAACAAAACAUGAGUCAGUAAUCACUUUCUUUUGGUUGUAGUAAUCUGCAAAGUUGAUCUUCAAAGAAAUACUAAUUGGCUUUAUUGGAUCUUGGAAACAAGAGUUUGGCUAAUAGCAUAUCUUUCCAAUCAUCUAUAGAAGUUAUCUUGGAAGAGAGUUGUAUAGCUUCACCCUCACCAAUGGAAACCCCGGAGUAAUCAAUUAAGAAGAAGAAAAUUGAACAGAAAUGGCGGAGACAAUUCGCAUAUCUAGCGAAGACAUCAAGAUUGAAGGUAGUGGCGUUAUUGGAGCAAAACCCUCUUUGUUAGGUCGAAGAAAACGUUCGUUCUUUGACUUAAACGAAGAAGCUGUGGAUGAUAUUGGAGAUGAUGAUGAAAUACUAAUAAGUGAUGGCCUUUGUGGUGAGAUUAGUAACAACAAUGAGAUAUCAUCACAAUCACAAGAAGGGAAUUUAAGUAGCAAUAAUAAUUCAAGUGAAGAGAAAGGGCGUGGAAGUUCGGUAAGACAAUAUGUGAGGUCGAAAAUGCCUAGGCUUCGAUGGACUCCCGAUCUUCAUUUAUCUUUUGUGCAUGCUAUUGAGAGGCUUGGAGGGCAAGAAAGAGCAACACCCAAGCUGGUUCUCCAGUUGAUGAAUGUAAGAGGACUUAGUAUUGCACAUGUGAAGAGUCAUUUGCAGAUGUAUCGGAGUAAAAAGCUUGAUGAGUCUGGCCAAGUUUUAUCCCAAAAGAAUAGGGCAAUGCAAGGAAGGAAUCAUCACAUUUUGGAUAUGUAUGGAAGAUUUAAUGUCCAAGGACAAUUUGGUGUUAAUAACAACUAUUUGCAACCAUCGUCUCAACUAAUGAAACAACCAUAUAAUGAAAUCAAAACUCAUGCCACUUCAAGGUUUCAUGAGAAUGGGGUUUUCAAUAAUAAUCACGUGAUAUUAAGAUCAAGUUCAGUAUGGGACAAAGAUUUAUAUAAGACAAGUUCACAUAUAUUUGAUGUAAAGGAUGCAAUAUCAAGAAAUAAUAUUGGACCUAUUAAUUCUAGCCAAAUAUUUCAAUUGCUACCUGAAGAAAAGAAGUGGCCUCCACAAGGAAGUGAAAAUCACAUAAGCUUGUCUCGUGAUGAACAACAUUUUCCAUGGAACUCCUAUUCUAGUCCUAUAUUCACUAAGGUACAUGAUAAAAAAGAUGGAAUGCAAGAAUUCAUACAACAAACUCAAGUAUUGAAGCAAGGUCAUGUCACAGUCCAAUUAAAAAGGAUGAAUGAGAAGAAAGAGUACACACCAAGCUUCUUAGAACUAAAGCUAAGUCGAGACUCAGAAAUUAAUAUUAAGGAUCAAACAAAUAUAAAUCUAAAAGGCGAACAAGAAACGCACGCAAUUCUCUCUCUUUCAUUGUUCUCUUCCUCGUCGGCUUCGAAUUCAAGGUGAUGAAAAACAAGAUAAGUGAAAAGCGCACAAAGAAAAUAUCUAGGUUGAGAGUUUGAACAUGUUUGCAAAAUUGUACACCAAAGUCAUUUGGGCUGAGUACUUAAGAUCUGACCAUGUCAAAUAGAGCAUUGGAGUGAGAUCUUUCAAGUACUUGCUUUAUCGGACCACAUUUUAUGCAUGCAAGGAUCUUUUGUGAAUUUUUGAAUAAAUUAAUUUAGCAAUUAUUAUUUGAAUUUGGAUUUAUCUUUACCUAUGAAUUAGAAACAAUAUAUUGCUACAAAUAAAUUUGUAUGGUAGACCAUUAAUUUGUAUGGUUGACCAAAAGGUUAAAUUGUAUGUUUGGUUGGUUGCAUU